GCGUAGCACGCGCUGCCAGCCGGUUCAGUCCUCGCACACGAGUUCGAUCUUUCCAGAGCAGCGGCGUGACAUAUUCGGGAAGGAUGACGUCUGGUCCAAGACGCGUCGGCGCUGCGGCAGGCAGGUGGCAAGUGGACCCGAACUACUGGGACCCCAUUGCGCACCAGCACGAGCAGCCGACGCCGCACUGCCUGUUGAGGGUGAGGCGCGACAUCGCAGAGCUGCACACCGAGCCGCUCCCUGGCGUGUUCGUCGCGCCGGAGGAGACCGACCUGACCAGGAUCCACGCCGUCCUGGUUGGGCCGACCAAGACACCGUACCAGGGCGGCUUCUUUCACUUCCUGUUGAAGUGUCCUCCGGACUACCCGAUGAGCCCGCCGAGGGUGCGAAUCAUGACCACGGACGGUGGUCGGGUGAUGUUCAAUCGUCACCUCUACAACAACGGAAAGGUCUGCCUCAGCCUGUUGGGCACCUUCCUGGGAUCGUCGUGGACUCCCGCGCAAACCGUGGGCAGCGUGCUGCUGUCGGUCCAGUCGAUCAUGACCGAAGACCCUUUCGACGACCAGUGCCGCGUCGCGUCGGUGUCUCUCGUGGCCAGGGGCCAGCACCCGCUGUGCGCCACCAGGGUCACCGUGCUGCACGAGACCAUCCGGGCGGCCGUGUGCGACGUGGUCGAGAGCUGCCUGCGGGGAAACGACCCGUGGCCGACGAGCAUGAGGGAGGCCGUGCUCAGGGCGUUCGGCGACAACUACCCGCACUACGAGGACGCGUGCAAGAACAACCUCGCCGCGGACGGCAGGGAGAUGGCCGGCACCGGCACGAUCUGUCCCGACGGAAGCAAGUACGGCUUCGGGACGCUGCUGGCGCGACUGCAGAGUCUCAACGAGCGGGUCCGAGAGGAAGGGAACGCGGAUGCCGCCGGCGUCGCCACGGCAGAUGCCGCGAGUGACUGAUCCGGAGGGUUGUGUGUACCCGACGGAGCGGUAUGCAAAUUAAAUUUCAGGGGGCUCGGUGUAAAUGCGUUGCUGCGGCUAUGGUCUGUGCAUGCCCGUUCGGCGUCCGCGUCUUAUGGCGCGUGCGCGCGUCUGAGAAACCGCGCUGUAUAGUAGUAGUAAUAGGGCAAGUUGGGCGUCUCCGUUCGCGAUGAAUGCGCAGAGCGCCAGUAAGGGAACAAAGGCAACGUAGAAGACAGGACGAGCCCUCACUGACGAGUGAAAUUUUAUUAGUGAAAUCGUGUAAUAUGUACCUGCUCUGUAACAAAACAAAAUAUGUUUGAUAAGUGGGGUCAUUCCGAAAAGCUGUUUCUGUCGCCGUGAAUAAGAAGGAGAGUCGUGAAUACCAUAUGAAAGAAAAAAAAAAACGUUAAAUUGCUUGUUAUAAUAGCGCAUUCCAUUGGCUGCCUUGAGUGCAGUAAGUCGUCGUGGACGCCUUACAGAAUGUAAGGCUUGGGGACAGAGCUGCCAUCAUACUUCCCCGUCAUUUACUGCAGCAAUUUUUGUGUCGUAACUUUUGUUCUAUCUUGUCCUCGUUCCUUCUUGCGCUCUGUGCAUUCAUUACGAAUGUAAACAGCACAGUGACUUGACUGUUGUGUCCUGUCACUCAAAGGGCGACACUGUGAACU
Molecule: messenger RNA, 1621 nt
Organism: Dermacentor andersoni
Lineage: Eukaryota; Metazoa; Arthropoda; Arachnida; Ixodida; Ixodidae
Product: ubiquitin-conjugating enzyme E2 Z-like
Biological process (GO): negative regulation of apoptotic process
Cellular component (GO): nucleus
Molecular function (GO): cysteine-type endopeptidase inhibitor activity
Source: RefSeq, a predicted model, not a curated record